CACCAACAUGCCAUUGACAGCUACAGAAGGGCAACAAAGUGCAGGAUUCUUGACAAAGUCCCUCUCUAUAGAGGAUGAUGAUCCAGCGACGACAUUGAGACGAGGCUUGGAGGAGGAUUUUGGCGCAGACUUAGACGAACAAGAAGUCAGAAGCAAUAAAACGUCUGUAGCUGAUGUCUACCUACAAGCCUGCAAGCUUCUGGGUGUUGUUCCAGUCUCCUACUUCAUCCGGAACCUUGACUCUCGCACCAUGACCCUCAACCACCACGGCCUUGGACCGUUGGGGUGCAAGGCACUCGCUAUUGCCUUGGUGAGUGACACGCAUCUCAACACUCUGGAACUGGCAGACAACUACAUCCAAGCAGAGGGAGCCAAGGACCUGUCAGAGAUGCUGAAAGCUAAUUUCACCAUUCAACAUUUGGACUUGUCGGACAACCAUCUUCAUUCUUCUGGAGCUGAGUAUGUGGGUAAAAUGUUGCUGGACAGCCUUUCACUAAAAUCGAUCAAACUUUCAGGAAAUGGAUUUACAGAUGAUGAUGCAAAGUAUUUUGCAGAGGCUUUGUCUGUCAAUGUAAGUAUGAAGGAAUUAGAUCUCAGCCAUAAUAAGUUUUGUGGACGAGGAGGGGAGCAUCUAGGACUGUUGUUAGCAAACAACGAGUGUCUGGAGGUGCUGAACCUUUGUUGGAAUCAACUCAGAAUGAAAGGAGCUGUUGCUCUCAGUGCCGGACUCAAGGUGAACACGAUGUUAAAGCACCUUGACCUAUCAUGGAAUGGUUUUGGGAAUGAAGGGGCCCUAGCAAUAGGCGAAGCUCUGAAAUUCAAUCGCACUCUGGUGCACCUCAAUCUCAACAACAACCGAAUCACCAAUGGGGGUGUCAGCAUGCUCUGCAGGGGCCUUGAGUACAACGACACCUUGCAGGUGCUGAUGCUGGCUUACAAUUCACUAACAGUAGAGGGUGCACUGUCCUUGGUCUAUAUGGUGAAGAAAAUGCCUAAAACUUCCUUGGAGGAGAUUAACAUCAGUAAUGUGUUGGUCAAUGAAAACUUUUUACAUCUGCUGGAGGUGACUUGCAAAGAGCAUCCUGGUGUGAAUGUACAAUAUGCAGGUGUUGGAGGGUUUAUUGCCAAGAAACCAUUAAAACGCAUCGACCCAAUGAAAGUCAUCCAGGACUAUCUGAAUCAACACAAGCUACGUCUGUGGGAUUUCUUCCGAAAUAUUGACAAAGAUGCCACAAUGCGAGUCCCUGUGAUUGAUUUCAGGAACGCAAUACAGCAAUCAAGUGUUCCCUUGGAUCGAUUCCAAAUUGAGGAGCUUAUCCAAAGGCUGGAUCGCGACAGGACAGGAAUGGUGGACUACAGGGGACUGGUCGAUACCAGGAAGCAGAUGAUGCAGAAUCACCGCCGACAACUGCGCAAGGUCGCAUCCCGUCUGAAGAAAGAGAAGCGUAAGAGCGACCGCAUCCUCAAGACCUUCCAGAACGCUGUGGAGGCAGUGACACCACACGGCUCUGCGGUCAUCUCUCCAGAGGACACCAAAGAAGAUUCCACUGGGUCAAAUCGCUUUUCGGCCACUUUCCUUAGCUCUCGCCACCACAUCGUGAUGUCAAACAGUGGCACAAUCUCCAACCCCAGCAGUGGCCAAAUCCACCUGCCCGUGUUGGCAGGCAGGACGCCACACCGUUUCACCAAGUCUCCAAACUUGCACUCACGUUCUCAACCCAAUUUGCAGAUUUGUUCCCUUUGGUCUGCCGAAGGCAGGUCCAUUCCUGCACGGGCUGUUAGUUCCAAUCUAGAAACGGGCCACAGCAAGCUUAAACAACCAACUGUUAACCACCUGACCAGGUCCAGACCUGCUCUUGACACCACAGAGUUUGGGAUUAAAGCCAGGAAAGGCAACAAAUCUAAAGCGAAGAAACUUGUGGGGAAGUACUCAAAGAAUCCAAAGACAUUUUAAAAAUUUCAGUCAACAAUGUGUCUCAAUAUUGGUGCGAUUUAAUUCGCUUGACCAGUGGAGGCUGUUUUACUCAGAAAACUGAAUAAACACAAGCAUGUCGCCAUCA
Molecule: messenger RNA, 2060 nt
Organism: Hippocampus comes (tiger tail seahorse)
Lineage: Eukaryota; Metazoa; Chordata; Actinopteri; Syngnathiformes; Syngnathidae
Product: leucine-rich repeat-containing protein 74A
Exons: 14
Coding region: 8-1954 (648 amino acids)
Molecular function (GO): protein binding
Source: RefSeq, a predicted model, not a curated record